This is a messenger RNA of Plasmodium fragile, 1014 nucleotides long. RefSeq lists its product as uncharacterized. The transcript is spliced from 2 exons. Bases 1 to 1014 code for a protein of 337 amino acids. The record is from RefSeq and is a predicted model, not a curated record. Lineage: Eukaryota; Apicomplexa; Aconoidasida; Haemosporida; Plasmodiidae.
AUGGGUAACGACUAUGAUGCAGACAUAAGGAACUUUCUACGUGCAUGGCAGUAUUAUCUACAGAGAAGGGGUAUAAACGACGGAAAAGGAUAUUUGAAACAAUUAAUGCGCGAGGUUAACAUUAUCUUCAAGGACGUAACACGGACGAUCACCCAAGGUAGCGGCGCGAACGCCGGUAUUUGUGGAAGUAUAUAUACCGGAGCGCAGCCAAAUAUGUCCACAUGCAAACGCAGGUGCCAUGAAAUUGCAAGCCUUAUGCUAUACAUAAAGGGAUAUACUUAUAACAUCAAGCACAAGACGUGUCAGAACAGGACGGUGCACGCCGGUACCGCAGACCAGUUUACGGAAUAUUUACGGUGUACACUGGCCACUGAGGUGUUACUCCAGGUGUAUGGGAAUAAUGAAGACCAAAGGGAAGUAAUACAGAAGGUUGCGGAAGCACUGAGGCAAGCGGAUAAACCAGGACAACAGCAAUAUGAGCCAGGCGCGUGUGAGGACCAGGAUUAUGGGCCGGUUAUAUUCGGAUUACGUGGUAUUGCACCAAGCAUACAGACUAAGCUGCACGAAUGGAAGAAAGGUUUGGCAGGAGGCCAGGUAGGAAGUGCACGCGUCACAGGGCAGAAGUGUGCGCGGCCAGAGCAGGACAGAGACCAGAACAGUGCAGAAGACUGUAAUGAAAACGAAGGUGUGAUAACACCGGACUCUGAGUUCAUGCGCAAAAUAAAACACUGGGCGGAUACUUUUAUCUUUGGGCGCGUGAAGCAGGUGUUAGAGGACAUGCAGAAGGAAGAAGCGUCCAAGGAGACAUGUGAAAUACAGAAGAAGGUAAAGGAGAAGGUCCAGAACGUGAAGAAAAAAGUCAUUAAAAAGACUGCCGCCAAACCAGCACCUGCCAAGUCGGUCAAGCCAGCACCAGCAGCGGUGAAACCGGUGGGAACGACGGAACAAGAAAUUGAUGUUGUUACUGCGGUUUUUAGGUGUACGCACACAGAGACAACGUCUGAAGGCGUUUAG